Messenger RNA from Dermacentor silvarum, 1880 nucleotides. RefSeq lists its product as uncharacterized. The coding region runs from base 216 to 1862 and encodes 548 amino acids. The record is from RefSeq and is a predicted model, not a curated record. Lineage: Eukaryota; Metazoa; Arthropoda; Arachnida; Ixodida; Ixodidae. The transcript has 8 exons.
ACAGAAAACAAAUAUGGCUGCGCCCACGUCUUGCAAGUUGAAGCAGUCGAAAAUGAGUCGAAACCGCGGUGGUCUAAACUGUCAAAGUGGGAAUUGUUCAUGGAGUUAUCGGAACAGUGUGAAGCUCUCGGAACUGCCAGUAAAUGAAACUUCUGUCGCCUAGCGCUGAAUAAUUCACAACACGUAUGGAGAAUUCAAAAAUAUUCUCUUAAGACAUGGCCACCGUGGACAUGGCUGUCCGGUUUCAAAAUGUGCAUGAACGGCUAUUAGUGGGAUGCGCUUGCGAAAUAAAGCAAGAGCUGAAUUCAUUGGUUGACCAUGGAUUUGUCGACUUACUAGGAGGCAAGCUACUGCAGGAAGAGACUCUGCUUGGGUUGACUGUCUUGUAUGCGAUGUCAGAAACCUUACGGAAGUCAUCUCAAAUGAAGGCGAUAUGUCCAAUCAUCCAGGAUGCAUUGGCCACUCUUGUGCAAAAAGAAAUCCUUGGAAACUUGUUAAGUCUGCAGCUGCUGUCUCCAGACAAGUUUGUCGCCCACUGCUGCCUGCUCACGCUCAACUCCUUGGCAAGAUGUAGCAAGGAUCUACAGGAAGCAUUCUUUGGUGCUCUUGACAAGCGCCUCGACAUUCUGGGCACAGUUCCAGUUAAUGAGAAAACACGAUUCUGCCAGCUGAUCACAUUCCUGUUGACUGCAGAUAUCAGAAGCAGCCACCCUGAAGAAGCAACCGAUAUGAGCUGUCCCGCACCGGCAGUGUCUACCAUGCAAGCAGCCAAUCUAGAUGAUUUCUCCUCCGGCAUCUCGUCUGCUGCCGAGAAGUGCCUGCAUAGCAUGUUGCCGUGCCUUCAGAAUGAAGCAUCACAUGACACUUUGUACCCCACACUAUGCCUGUGGCUCAAACUGGUGCAGAGCCGUCCCAGUAUGGAGGUGUUAGGUGGCUUGCUACCUCAGCAUUUUGUGCAGUGGUCUGCAGGAGAGGAUCCGCUUGUGGCAAGAACAGUGCUGGAAAUACUGGACAGGAGUCUACAGCCUGCCAUUGAGGAAGCAAAGCUUUCCAAAGUUCCACCGUGGGUGCCUCUUAUUGGACAGCAAGUCAUUGAGGCUGUGCAUAGAGGCUGGCUUGACCAGCUACACUUUCGAACUGGAUUUUGCGGUUUUGCAGGACCAGCAGGGAGCCUAGCUGCAAAUACCCAGAGUGAGUUCUUCUUCCCUGUGAUUGAAGCUCAGGGAGACAGCAGGGUGAUUCGACUGGCAAUGCUUGUCCUCAUGAAGUCUUCCACAGCGUGUCUCAUGCAAGGCAUGCAGGAAGGCCUACCAAAAGCCCUGGAAGCUGGUCUUACUUGGCUUCGGUCAAAAACAGGGGUGGCAGCCAGUGUGCCUGAUGCAGACUGUCUUGUGCAGUUGUUCCUGGAGCAAGAUGAUCAGCUAAUGGAGUGCCUCCUUAGUGAGCUGCUUUUACAUUUACACAAGCCUUCCAUCUGGACGGCAACCACAGCAAUCGCAAAUCCACACAGGAUGUUUCUGAAGUUCCUUGGCUCACUAGGAAAUGACCACGUCACCUUGAUUGACUUUUUGACGUCCCAGGAAACCUGUGCCUUGCUUUACUUUGUGCGUUACCUCAAGCUGUUGCUUUCUGACUGGGAUAAUUUUUUGAAGUGUCAUAGUGAGCUGUCUGUCAGCAGUGAAGUUCACAACACAUCUGCCCAAGAGACAUGUGCGCAGCUUGAUGUCACCAUGGCAACUCUCGUCAGGACACGGAUGAAGUUGGAGAAAAUGACACAGAAACAUGACCUUCUGCCCUUCAGUGUAGCUCCUCUGGUCAGACUGAUUGAGAGGUGUGAAGACAUCUAUGAAAGUGUUUCAUAAAACAUUUGGGGAAAUUUG